AUGACAUCUUUGCUUCGAUGUGGUCUAAUCAAUGACGUGAUUGAGUUGUUUGGUCUGAUGAUUGAUGUACGGAUUGGAUAUGAUGAAGUUAGCCUCUCCUCAACUCUGAAAGCAUUGGCGGUGUCUGCUUUUGCUAGUUGCACCAGCUGCAUGUUGCUGCAUUGUCAUGCACUAAAAUCUAGGUUUGAAUCUGAUAAUGCAGUCUCUUGUUCUUUGAUUGAUGCAUAUUCUAGAUCUGGUGAAGUUAAAUUUUAUCGCCAGGUUUUCAAUCAGCUUUCCCUACCAAAUGCCAUUUGUUUCACAUCUAUUAUCAGUGCACUUGCACGAAAUGGAAUAAGAAUGGAAUGGGAAUGGAAUGUAUGGCGGCAUUAUUCAUGUAAGAUUGAUCUUAUGGGUCAUGUUGGUUUACUACAUGAAGCAGAGCAAUUGCUGAAAGAGGCAUCGAGGGAUAGAAAAUCUGCGAUAUGUAUCUCAAUGUUACGGAGUUGCAGGAUUCACCAAAAUGAACAAGUGGGAAAUAGAGCUGCUGCAACACUAAUGAACCUUGACCCAGAUGAUCCGGCUGCUUGGUUACAAGCUUCAAGUUUCUAUUCUGAAAUUGGGGAUUUUGACUCUGCAACACGAUUUCGGGAGGUUGCUGUAGCAACAAAGAUUAGAAGAGAUAUAGGUCAUAGUUGA
Fraxinus pennsylvanica is the source of this 678-nucleotide messenger RNA. The record is from the annotation of a GenBank genome assembly. NCBI's taxonomy places the organism in Eukaryota, Viridiplantae, Streptophyta, Magnoliopsida, Lamiales, Oleaceae.